This is a messenger RNA of Lachancea meyersii CBS 8951, 336 nucleotides long. The record is from the annotation of a GenBank genome assembly. NCBI's taxonomy places the organism in Eukaryota, Fungi, Ascomycota, Saccharomycetes, Saccharomycetales, Saccharomycetaceae.
AUGUCUGUACCAAAGGGCCUAUUGGUCGACAACCAGUCCCGGUGUGUUCAUUGGAACUCCAAACUAGACGUUGUCUGCUUUAGAUUUAAAUGCUGUGAUCGCUAUUACGCCUGUCAUUCGUGCCACGAUUUUUUGGAAGAACACCCAAUUCAGAGGUAUAAAGUUGCAAACGACUCCACAACUCACGUAGUUUUGUGCGGAGUGUGUCGAAACACUAUGACUUUUGACCAAUACCGGAACGGAUUGACCUGCGGGUCAAAUCUCCAGUGUCCCUUCUGCUCUGCACCGUUUAAUCCUAAUUGUAAGUUACACUACAACAUCUAUUUCGAUAUAUAG